Molecule: messenger RNA, 1166 nt
Organism: Myotis davidii
Lineage: Eukaryota; Metazoa; Chordata; Mammalia; Chiroptera; Vespertilionidae
Product: procollagen C-endopeptidase enhancer 2-like
Exons: 7
Source: RefSeq, a predicted model, not a curated record
CACCCCACCCUGUGAUCUGUGGAUCACUGAGCCAGGUCUCGCUUGGGCACCAAUGGGAGGCGGUGGGCGAAGGAAGGGUUUCCUUUCCAUCUCCCCACAGGCCUGCAGGCGGGAUGAGACAGGGCUGCGGGUCCCAGGUGCGGGGGAGGAGACGCCGGCCCGCUCCACCCGGAGAGGAGGCGGCUGCGGCACGGGAGCCGCCCCUCCCGCCUCCGAGAACAAACAGGACAUUCAGCAGUGGCCAGUGGCUGCCAGCAACUCCUUUGGGAAAGGAAUCGUCGAGUCAGGCUGCACCGUAAUCGCCUUUAAAAGCUCCCGGACCCCUCCAGCCUCGCAUACCUGGGCUGCCCCGCGGCCGAGCGCGUGUGUGUCUCCAGUGAGCGCCGGGUGUGAGCCAGGGGCGCAGCCGGCCUGCGCUGCGCAGGGCGGGCGGCCCGGAGUGUCUCCACCGGCCAUGAGCGGCGCGGGCACCUGGGCUGUGCUCGGCCUGCUGCUGGCGGCCCAGCAGUCCGGGCAGCAGCCUCGGGAGAGAUCUGUUUUCACAUGUGGUGGUGUUCUUACUGGAGAGUCUGGAUUUAUUGGCAGCGAAGGUUUUCCUGGAGUGUACCCUCCAAAUAGCAAAUGCACUUGGAAAAUCACAGUUCCCAAGGGAAAAGUAGUAGUUCUCAAUUUCCGAUUCAUAGACCUCGAGAGUGACAACCUGUGCCGCUAUGACUUCGUGGAUGUGUACAAUGGCCACGGCAAUGGCCAGCGUAUUGGGCGCUUCUGUGGCACGUUCCGGCCUGGAGCCCUUGUGUCCAGUGGCAACAAGAUGAUGGUGCAGAUGAUUUCCGACGCCAACACUGCUGGGAAUGGUUUCAUGGCCAUGUUCUCUGCCGCUGAACCAAAUGAAAGAGGGGAUCAAUAUUGUGGAGGACGCCUUGAAAGACCUUCCGGCUCUUUUAAAACCCCCAACUGGCCAGACCGUGAUUACCCUGCAGGAGUCACUUGCUUAUGGCACAUUCUAGCCCCAAAGAAUCAGCUUAUAGAAUUAAAGUUUGAGAAGUUUGAUGUUGAGCGCGAUAACUACUGCCGAUAUGAUUAUGUGGCUGUGUUUAAUGGUGGAGAAGUCAACGACGCUAAAAGAAUUGGAAAGUAUUGUGGUGAUAGUCCACCCGUGCCAAUUG